This is a messenger RNA of Capronia epimyces CBS 606.96, 2523 nucleotides long. RefSeq lists its product as uncharacterized. Gene Ontology annotation, biological process: regulation of DNA-templated transcription; DNA-templated transcription. The transcript has 2 exons. NCBI's taxonomy places the organism in Eukaryota, Fungi, Ascomycota, Eurotiomycetes, Chaetothyriales, Herpotrichiellaceae. Gene Ontology annotation, molecular function: zinc ion binding; DNA binding; DNA-binding transcription factor activity, RNA polymerase II-specific. Bases 1 to 2523 code for a protein of 840 amino acids. The record is from RefSeq and is a predicted model, not a curated record.
AUGGAAGAAAGCGCCCUUCCACGCGGGUUCAAACGCCGCGCGUCCAAGGCCUGUCUUAGCUGCCGCGCGCGUAAGGUACGGUGCGAUGUCAACGACCGCAUGCCGUGUACCAACUGUCGACUGGACGGCGUCGAGUGCAAAGUGGCCGAGAGCCUGCGUCAACGCAAACGUCGUGUUGAGCCGCAACGGGCGCGGCGGGCCACUCCAGAGCCUUCGGUCGAGGAAGACCAGUCGCCGCCCCAGUUCGCCAUCUUCGACGACAUUCCUGGUCUUCAGUGCAUCACGCCGUUGCCCAGCGUGCCCAAUACCGGCUCCCGCUGCGAUGCUGCCGGUUGCCGGCGUGACAGUGCCCGCUCGAGAGAUCAAGAUGCUUCGUUAGACGGCGUGUCCCAAUUGAAGGGAAGCGACAAAGACGACACCAAUGCCGACACUAUAUCCGUCGGGGCCAGGAGUACUCAUGCUCAGCUGCCCCUGUCUCCGCCGUCCCAAAGCUCGCCCACCACGACUUUUGGCCAGCGGCGGGUGAGCCUGAGCCAGGACGUUGCCCUUUCCCUGCCCCGGUUUAUCCGCAAGAUCCCUACCCGGCUGGCCGCCGAGGACGUUGAGUAUCUGCAGCGAAAAGGCGCCUUCGUCAUCCCGGACACGGCUCUACGCAACGAACUGCUACGGUGCUAUGUGCAGUUCGUCCACCCGUACAUGCCGGUGCUCGACCUGCAAGACUUUCUAUCCGCCAUUGAGCAGAAUGAACCUGCCAAUGCGGUCAGCCUGAUGCUCUUCCAGGCCGUCAUGUUCGCCGCCACCCCCUACGUGGCCGCGAGGACGUUGGCCGCCCACGGCUACAGCAAUCGCCGCAUGGCCCGGAGAAGCUUCUACCUGCGCAUCAAGUCACUCUGCGACAUGGAUUACGAAGUGGACCGCGUCACCAUCAUCCAAAGCAGUCUGUUGAUGACGUACUGGAACGAAACCCCCGACGACCCCAAGGAUGUGUGGUACUGGCUGGGUGUGGCGGUGUCGUUGUCCAAGGCCAUCGGUUUGAACUACGACCCAUCCCCGUUCCCGCCGCACAACAUCCAGAAACGGCGGCUGUGGAAGCGGAUCUGGUGGUCGUGCUAUAUGCGAGACCGACUGGUCUCGCUGGCCUUCCGGCGGCCCUCACGGAUCAGCCAGAACACGUUCGACCAGCCCAUGCUGGAGCUGUCGGAUUUCGAGACCAAGCCUCUGUCCGGCGAAGUGAGCAGGAUGCUCGGCCCUCCCUGUCCCACCAUCAGCAACGAAGCGGUGCGCAUAUCCUUGGCCCAACUGUGUCUCGGGAUGGCCAGUCUGUGCGUCUGUUUGACCCCGAUCCUCGAGAUGCAGUGCAGCACACCCGGGAUCAGUUCGAUCCAAGCGCGCAAUCACAAGACGAACACCACCCCAGCCCCUGCCCAGGCGGUGCCGGAUCCCUGCGACAUGCUACAAUGCGACAAAGACCUGCGCAAGUGGUAUCGAGCGCACGCCCAAGAGCUGUGCUGCUUCGGCGGCAUGUCUUCUGGGACGUCGCCGGACGACAGCUGCGACGUGCUGGAUCUCCACCGCGCGGUGCUGAAGGCGGUGUAUCUGACCUCGAUCAGCACCUUGCACCGACCGCAGAUUCUGUCCAUGGCCACGCACUCGACGGAUCCCGAGAUCCGAGACCUGUCGCGCCGAAAGACGCGCGAGGCUGCCAAUGACCUGACCAUCCUGUUCACGAACCUGUACGCACACGGCCUGGUGCGCUUCUUGCCCAACACCGGCGUCACCUGUGUUCUGCACGCCGCCAUUGUGCAUAUCCUGGACCAGACCGUGGGCGAUCCGGACCUCAAGCAGACCAGCACCCGCAAGUUCGCGCUGUGCAUGCAGGCCCUGGAGCAGCUCGGUGACAUGUACGCGUCCGGCGCGUUUGCCUGCUCGUUCUUGACCGCUGCGGCCAACAAGGUGUCGUCGCGGGCCGGCUCGACGGAGGCCAUGGUGGGCCUGAACGAACGCCUGCCCGACGUGCAAGUCAGUGACGGCAGGGGAGCGCCUUUGCAGUUCGAGUACCAGUUCAAUGUCCCACCGUCGACGUCUGGGGCCGUUCAGGCUGGGGGUGUAGGGCCAGGCCCCGCGCGAACUCGAGCCUUGGGGUCUGCCGCGAUCAUCUCGUCGUCAGAAGACAGCAGGAAGUCGUGCCGCCCAGACCCAGCCGUGCGUGCCAGUGACGCCCCGCUCGUGGUCAGUGGCGAUACUGAUGGCGAUGGCGAUGUAGUCUCCACCUGGCGACGAUACCAGGGCGUUGCCGAGCCAGGCUUUCACGGCAACGGCAAUAAAGCUGUCGAGUUCAACCGAGAACCGCCGCGUGUGACCGGCCGACCGGGAGUGGGAGCUUCAGCGGGCGACGAAAUGCAGCUGGACCUAGAUUCGUUCCUCGACAUGGAAGGUUGCGCCGAUUUCUUCAAGCUGUCCGACGAGUUGGGCGUUGGGUUUGAUACGCAGUGGCUGGAUGCUUUUGAUCCUCAGAUUGCUUGA